Pecten maximus is the source of this 1618-nucleotide messenger RNA. RefSeq lists its product as uncharacterized. The transcript has 3 exons. The record is from RefSeq and is a predicted model, not a curated record. NCBI's taxonomy places the organism in Eukaryota, Metazoa, Mollusca, Bivalvia, Pectinida, Pectinidae. Bases 104 to 865 code for a protein of 253 amino acids.
UCCUUGACAAUAUACGAAACAAAAGCCUUACUACUGAUACGUAAUACCGUGACCUCGUAAAGAAGCUAUUGUUUUACUCUACCUGGUAGGGAUAUAUACCGCCAUGUUUUCCAAGAAAGUUGUGUACGGAUCGGCCGUAGUAUUAGCGUUUGGAACGCUAUUGAACACAAUAGGACGUUUCAGUCCAUGGAUGUUUACUGUAAAAGGACCCAAUGUUUACAAUGAUGCUAAGAACAAAGUGAUACACGGUACCAUCAACUUUGGCUGGUUCUACCUCCAGGCGUGUGACUCUCGGCGAUGUUACACACAGUCCAUGAUAGAACGGUACGGAGACCACAAUACCCACGCCAAUACCACAAUCUCUGUCUUCUCGGAGACCUGGCUAGCGAGACGAAUUGGGGAACAGACAAUUGAGGUGUUUGCAUUGUUAUUUAACGUAGCAGGACUAGCGGGGACUGGUUUCCUUAUUUAUACAUGGAAGUCACAAACCAGACUGCGGUACGUGGUUACAUUGCUGUCCGCCACCGUCCUCCUCAUAUCUGCUGCUAUGGAAUGGGCUAACCUUGGAGAGGUACUGGCAGAAAUGGGAAGCAUUGUUCGUUACAACGACCCUAAGAUACAGCUAUUUACGCCAUCUUCGCUCGUGCUAUCCGGUCUUGGGUCCACGUGCAUGUUUGCAGUCAGUGUGUUGUAUUACUUAGCUGUUAUGAUGAUGAUAUAUCAACACAGCGACAUAACAAAUACAACAGGCGUAGAAAAUCGGAGUCAAGAUGCUAACGCCGGAAAUGACGUCACGCCUGCGCAAACUCAAAGUCAUAUCGAAAGUUUGGAGGUACAAGUCAACACGGAUCAAACCAGCGUAUAACGGCUUUUGCAGUUUUACUCUUAUCAUAGCUUGUGUAAAUAUCUCAUUUGAUAUCAUUUGGAAUUAUAAUUUUUAAUGCAUGCUAUUAGGGGAUGGAAUCAAAUUUAGUACCAUCGAUACAAUAUAUACAAUAUACACGUGUAUCUUAAUAUUUAUUCAUUCACUACCAUCUUCAAAAUUUUCACAUGAACAACAUGUACAUUUUAGAAUUAAAAUAAGCUGCAUGAUGUUUUGUGUGUUUAAUUUACAUAUGUCGUCACCACAAACAUGUCAAUUACAAUAUGUCCCGGAAAAGGAUUUUAGUAAGGUAAGUUAAACAAUAUUUUAUUCAAAUAGACUUAAACAUUUUUGUUGUGUCGAUUGAAUUAUCAGAAUUCACUCAGUGCUAUUAAUUUAUUCGUGUAAUUAAAUAUGUAUCAAUAAAUUAAGGUUAAAAUAUUAAAAAUUCAUGAAAACGUAGGAUUUUUUUUUUUUUACAUAUGCACGUGGUGUUGAUGACAUUAUCAUACAACAUAGUUAAGACAAAGUAAUAAAAGACGGUGACAAUAAAAUGUCUGACUGGAUUAUGAAAUAAUGUAGUUCCAUAAAAAAUGCGCAUGUGUCUCAUUUUCAUUCUAGAGGUUAAUAUUGCUCACGAAAUAUAAUUACCUCCAUAAUUGAGUGUCAUGUCUGUAACCUAAGCCAAUGUAUUACUGCCUUAACCUCCAAAGAUGAAGUUGUAUUCAGAAUACAAAUAAAUGUCAUUGUUGAAUU